UUUUCGGAUUCCGCGUCGGCGCUGAAGCAGCAAGAUGCCGCAGCAUGAGCACAUGGAGAUGCACAAGAAGCGCCAUGGCGUGCGCAUGGACAUGGUCGAGCGCACGCGCAAGCGCGAGGCCCGCGAGGUGCAUCGCCGCUCGCAGUUUGCGCAAAAGGUGCAUGGUCUCCGCGCCAAGCUCUACAACCAGAAGCGCUUCAAGGAGAAGGCGGCCAUGAAGAAGACAAUCGCGAUGCACAACGAACGCACCAACAAGCACGCGAACGACGACAACAUCCCGGACGGCGCCGUGCCCGCGUACCUCCUUGAUCGCGAAGGUGUCUCGCGCGCCAAGGUGCUCUCCAACACGGUCAAGCAGAAGCGAAAGGAGAAGGCUGGCAAGUGGGACGUGCCGAUCCCCAAGGUCAAGCCGAUUGCCGAUGACGAGAUGUUCAAGGUGCUCCGCUCGGGCAAGCGCCGCAACAAGGCGUGGAAGCGUAUGAUCACCAAGGCGACGUUUGUCGGCGAAAACUUUACGCGCAAGCCGCCGAAAUACGAGCGCUUCAUCCGCCCCGCGGCCAUGCGCUUCAAGAAGGCCCACGUCACGCACCCGGAGCUCAAGACGACGUUCCAGCUUGACAUUCUUGGCGUCAAGAAGAACCCCAACUCGCCGCUGUACACGCAGCUCGGCGUGAUGACCAAGGGUACGAUCAUCGAAGUAAACGUGAGCGAGCUCGGCCUCGUCACAACGUCGGGCAAGGUCGUCUGGGGCAAGUACGCCCAAGUCACCAACAACCCGGAGAACGACGGCUGCAUUAACGCUGUCUUGUUGGUAUAAAUGAUGAUAUUAAUGAUUGAAUACAGUAUAUAUAGUCCGCAA
Molecule: messenger RNA, 859 nt
Organism: Saprolegnia parasitica CBS 223.65
Lineage: Eukaryota; Oomycota; Saprolegniomycetes; Saprolegniales; Saprolegniaceae
Product: ribosome biogenesis protein N
Exons: 1
Coding region: 35-817 (260 amino acids)
Biological process (GO): maturation of 5.8S rRNA; maturation of LSU-rRNA
Cellular component (GO): nucleolus; preribosome, large subunit precursor
Source: RefSeq, a predicted model, not a curated record